Messenger RNA from Gracilinanus agilis (Agile Gracile Mouse Opossum), 1146 nucleotides. RefSeq names its product metalloproteinase inhibitor 1-like. Gene Ontology annotation, biological process: negative regulation of membrane protein ectodomain proteolysis; negative regulation of endopeptidase activity. The transcript has 7 exons. Gene Ontology annotation, molecular function: metalloendopeptidase inhibitor activity; protease binding. The coding region runs from base 1 to 1068 and encodes 355 amino acids. Gene Ontology annotation, cellular component: extracellular matrix. NCBI's taxonomy places the organism in Eukaryota, Metazoa, Chordata, Mammalia, Didelphimorphia, Didelphidae. The record is from RefSeq and is a predicted model, not a curated record.
AUGCCGAGUGCCUUGCCAGGGAUCCUUCGAGACUACAGCCUGAACGGAAUCUCAGGGCUCUAUGACAGCAGGCAUCUGAGGGCUGUGGCACUGAAUGGAGCUAAGGGCCACCUUUGGAGUGUCCCAGACCAUCAGGCUGAGCUAGGGAAGGGGGUGGGGCAUCACAAGCCCCCAACUGCAGUCUGGACCAGCCCUGCCAGCUGCCACAGGGGUGUGAGUAAGCGGAAAUGGGGGGGGACGCCCUCUGCCUGUGGUUUCCCAGCCCCUAGCCUGCCUGCCUGCUGCCCCGCCCCUCCCUCCCUCUCAGCUGACUUAAAUAGCAGCCCCAAGGCUGGGCAGCCACAGCUCUCCAUUCCCAGGCUUGGACUGGAGCUCCUGUGGUGCUUCCUGCUACUGCCUCCAAGACCAGAUUUCCCGAACAUCCUGGAAAUGGGUAUGUCUGGCCUCUUUCUGGCCUUGACGCUCCUGCUCCUGGCCACCACAGUGCUGCCUGGGAAGGCAUGCAGCUGUGGCCCCCGGCAUCCUCAAGAGGACUUUUGUAGCUCCGACGUGGUUGUCACGGCCAGGUUCCCGUCCGCCCCCCAGCUCAACCACACCCUCUCUCAUCUGCAGUAUAAGAUGGAGAUUAUCAAGAAGUUGAAAGGCUUCGACAUUCCGGGAGGCAUUGCCCCAGUGCCAAAGUUCCUUACCACCCCGGCCCAGGAGAGCCUCUGUGGCUACCGAUUCAAGGCCCUGGCCAAGGGCCAGGAGUAUCUGGUUGCAGGACGCCUACUGGAGGACCAGCUCUACGUCACCAGCUGCAGCUUCGUGAAGCCCUGGAGUAGCCUGAGCCCAGCCCAGAGACUGGGCUUCAAGCAGACCUAUGCCAGUGGCUGUGGCUGCCAUGUGCAGCCCUGCCUCAGUGUCCCCUGUGGCGUGGAGAGCGACACCCACUGCCUGUGGACAGAUUCACUGAUUUCCCCCUCGGCCGAGGGUUCCCAGAGCCUCCACCUGGCCUGCCUGCCAAAGAAGAGCGGCUUCUGCUCGUGGCACUCCCUGAACGUUGAGGCCCCGCAGCCAAGGACCUGAGCCCGCCCCCCCCCAGUCCCCUUUCUCUCUGUUCUCAUCCCCUCACGAUUCAUGGCCAGUAAAAUCCAUAGAAACCAA